GGUACCUGGGUUAUGCGGUGUAAGGCUAUCGGCUUUUGUAUAUACACAUCUAUGUAGGUAGCGGGCACCUUGGAGGCACAGCCCCUUACUUCACCGACGACCAGGCUUUCCAUACUUAGCAUAUAAUUAACACAUUACCUCCUACAUCCUCCCUCCAAAAACCUUUGCACUCACUGUCUCAAUAAUUACGUACCUAGAUACUAACUCAAGACUAACUUCACGAUGGCGACCCACCAUGUUCUCCUACUCGGCGGCAAUGGAAAAGUGUCUCGGCUGUUAACACCGAUGCUCCUUCAACGAUCAUGGGAUGUCACGAGCAUCAUUUACAACCCAGACCAGGUCGCUGAUCUACAGAAGCUCGGAGAGAAACCAUUUAGCGCAAAUAAUUACGGCAGACUGGAUGUCCUUGUUCGCAGCCUCGAGGAUGUCAAGAGCGAAUCGCAAGCUAAGAGCUUGAUUGAUGAGGUGAAGCCCGACUAUGUAGUCUGGAGUGCCGGUGCUGGAGGGAAAGGGGCACCAGAAAGGACCGAGGCAAUCGACCGCGAUGCUGCGAUCUAUUUUAUCCGUGCAUCAGUGGCAACCCCUUCCAUCACCAAGUUCGUGAUGAUAUCCUUUAUCGGGUGCCGCUAUAAAAAGGCACCCUGGGUGGACGAGGCACAUUGGCAGCAGUAUCUCAAGUCAACGCGAAAUCACUAUCAGAGGUACUACGAAGCCAAGCUUCCGGCGGAUGAGGUUUUGUAUGUCGAAGGAAAGAAGAGAAAGGACUUCGCAGGAAUCUGCCUCCGCCCGGGGCGGUUGACCAUGGAGCCCGCCGGCAACGUGAGCUUAGGGAAAUUUCCACGAGCGGAAGGGACUUCGAGCCGUCCGGCUGUCGCAUAUCUCGCGGCUUUGUUGCUCGAUGCCCCAGGUGUCAAGAAUUGCUGGUUAGAUAUGCUAGAUGGUGACGAGGAUCCGGAGGGAGCUGUCAAGAGAUGUGUUGAGCAAGGGGUGGACUGCGCUGAGGGAGAACAUUUUUACUGAUACCUACUAGGUACUCAUACUAUUGGAGAAUAAGCAAUAUAGGUGAAAUUGAAUUGACGCGACGAUGGUUCGUAAUGGCUGUAUCUUAACAUCUCAAGUUAUGUGCUACUCAGGCAUGUAGGUGGUGAUUUCUUAGCACUUUGCGUAUUGCACUCGUUCGGUACUACGUCUUGAG
This is a messenger RNA of Annulohypoxylon truncatum, 1195 nucleotides long. RefSeq names its product NAD(P)-binding protein. The record is from RefSeq and is a predicted model, not a curated record. The transcript has 2 exons. Bases 223 to 1020 code for a protein of 265 amino acids. Lineage: Eukaryota; Fungi; Ascomycota; Sordariomycetes; Xylariales; Hypoxylaceae.